GAUAGAAAACAUUUCAGGACGGGCUCUGUUCCCCGAGUUGCGUUUUCGCAAGACCUGCUGUUGGCCGCGGGCCCACGAGCAAUUAUCAACAUAUACCACUUAUUAGAUCAAGUAUUAUCUACCUGAAUGACCUAGGUGCAAGGGGCAGGCUGCUUGCGUUUGUUACGCAAGCCUUGGAAUUUCCUUUGUGACCUGCCCGGCGAGGACUUGGACCUGACAUAGGAGCAAGCAGCAGCCAUGGAUGACUCUAUGGACUACCCUGACCGCGACGGGGACGACCUGGACCAGUUCCAGGGCACCGCGCGCUCGCAGGUCGUGCAGAACCAGCCGCACGACGAGGAGGUGAACCUGAGUGAGUCGGAGAGCUUCGCGGGAGCGGAUGAGCCUCCAGCUGCGCCUAGAGAUGCGUCGCUCAUAGAGUCACACGACAUGGACGAGGGGCCAGCUGCUCCAGCGCGGACACUCUCACCAACGGGCUAUGAGGCUGGAAAGCACGCACCUGGCGGCAUCGCCAACUCGGACGAGGCACCGCCGGGUGCUUACAACGCACAGGAGUACAAGCACCUGAACGUGGGCGAGGACGUGCGCGAGCUGUUCUCCUACAUCGGCCGCUACAAGCCGCAGACGGUGGAGCUGGACACGCGCAUCAAGCCCUUCAUCCCUGACUACAUCCCCGCGGUGGGCGGCAUCGACGAGUUCAUCAAGGUGCCGCGACCCGACACCAAGCCCGACUACCUGGGGCUCAAGGUUCUGGACGAGCCGGCCGCCAAGCAGUCGGACCCCACGGUGCUGACGCUGCAGCUGCGGCAGCUGUCCAAGGAGGCGCCGGGCGCCAAGGCCGACAUGGUGGGGCGGCUGGAGCACACCGACGAGAACAAGGCCAAGAAGAUCCAGCAGUGGAUCGCCUCCAUCAACGACAUCCACAAGGCCAAGCCGGCCGCCACCGUCAACUACAGCAAGCGCAUGCCAGAGAUCGAGGCGCUGAUGCAGGAGUGGCCGCCGGAGGUGGAGACCUUCCUCAAGACCAUGCACAUGCCGUCCGGCGAUGUGGAGCUGGACAUCAAGACCUACGCCCGGCUGGUGUGCACGCUGCUGGACAUUCCCGUGUACGACGACCCCGUGGAGAGCCUGCACGUGCUGUUCACACUGUACCUGGAGUUCAAGAACAACCCCAUCUUCAGGCAGCACAUGGAGAUGGAGAACAAGCUGGACGGCAUGUCGGGCGGCGGCGGCGGCAUGAUGGGCGGCGGCGCGGAUGUGCUGGGCUUGUGAGCAGCAGCGGCCUGAAGGAUCGGAGGAGCAAAGUGGUGGAGAGGAGGAUGACUUAAGUGGAAAGGGUACAUGGAGUUAAAGCGGUGUACGAGGUCCCAGCGUGGGUAGUGGUCGCCAGGCAACCGCGUGAAGGGCGUUGCGUCACUCAAGUUGUGUGCGCCGCAGCCGAAGGCAACGUGGACGGCACGGUUCGGUGAGGGGUUCAAAUUUCAGGGGGCUUUGAGGGGUUCUGUACAUAUGUGGAAUCCGUACAACAUGAAACAUAACUUAGUCGAGUCGCGGAGCGACCAGCUCCGCUCCUGUGGAUGUGCUUGGACAAGGCGGGUUCCAGGAGCCGUUUGACGUGCUUAUUUGGCGGGCGCGUGGCGGCGUGGGCCGGCACAGCAGCGCCGCAAGGGCGCCGUGGUGCGUGCCGUGCAUGUAAGUCCCUGAUGAC
This is a messenger RNA of Chlamydomonas reinhardtii, 1708 nucleotides long. RefSeq lists its product as uncharacterized. The record is from RefSeq and is a predicted model, not a curated record. Gene Ontology annotation, biological process: cilium assembly; intraciliary transport. NCBI's taxonomy places the organism in Eukaryota, Viridiplantae, Chlorophyta, Chlorophyceae, Chlamydomonadales, Chlamydomonadaceae. Gene Ontology annotation, cellular component: centrosome; motile cilium; intraciliary transport particle B. The transcript has 11 exons. The coding region runs from base 238 to 1272 and encodes 344 amino acids.